This is a messenger RNA of Ectocarpus sp. CCAP 1310/34, 375 nucleotides long. The record is from the annotation of a GenBank genome assembly. Lineage: Eukaryota; Phaeophyceae; Ectocarpales; Ectocarpaceae.
GAAGACUACAGAAGGAGUAUCACAACUUUAACAUGAAGAGUGGUGAAAUCCCGCAAGAGUACUUCGGGAGGUUUUCUAUUUUACGAAGUAGCCUAGCCUCGCACGGUACGAUUUACCCAGACAAUGAAGCUAACGACCACCUGGUGUCUGCCCUGUCGUCUGAUUACACCCUUGAGAGGAGGAUGCUAGACAAUAUGGCAGAUUUGACCCUUCAGAAGAUAGAGAAGUCCGUGAAGGAUGCCUAAGCGGACCUGGUGCGCGCGCGGGAGGAGGAGCAAAAGAGUGGCGUGGGGCACGCUUUCGUCGCUUCGGGUGCACCCCGGGGCGACGGAGGUGUCCAAAAUGGGUCGAGUGGGCACGGCGGCGGACAGGACG